GGAGGCCGCCGAUCGUUCACGCAUAUCGCCAUUUUCAGCCGUCAGACGGCUCCAUGUAAUCAUGGACAACGACUACUCGAUCGGCUUAGAAAACCCUCUGUACAGCGAGCUGAAAUACUUCUGUAGGAAAAUCCAGGAGGCCUACAACGAGCUAAAAGAGGAGCUGACACCUUACAGAGAUGAUCGCUUUUACAGACUGGCCCCCAUGCGGCUCUACACACUGUCUAAAAGACAUUUCGUCUUGGUGUUUGUGGUGUUCCUCAUCUGCUUCGGCCUCACAGUCUUCAUCGGGAUUGCAGGUCCUAAAAUAAUUUUUGAGCAAGAGUACAGUGGUGAUCAGCUACUUGUCAAAAAUGGCUCAAUUAAGACUGGGCCCUUUAAUCUAGUUUCUACUCCCCUCACUACCUACAACCAGCAGCUAUGGCUCACCUGUGUGAUGCAGGCUGAACACAGCAACAUGGGAGAUUUCCAGCAGCCUUUCGAGAUCUAUGUUGAGCUAAAAGGAGUGAUGUCAGAUGCCAGUGUAAUGCACAUUAAUGAUGUACACCAGAAAUCAAGAACACUACACUGCAACCCUAAAUGUGAUGAGAUCAUUGUGCUUCAUCUGGGCUACUUGAACUACACCCAGUAUCAGGUCCUGGUCAGUUUCAAAGGCCUUGAAAAUAUCACGUAUGACCUCAAGGUUAAUUUUGUGUGGAAGACGUACAACUCAACCUUCUCACAAGUGGAGAUCUGGUUCCGGUUUGUCUUUGUGGUGUUGACCUUCAUGGUGACGUGUAUGUUUGCACACUCACUGAGGAAGUUUUCUAUGAGGGACUGGGGCAUUGAGCAGAAGUGGAUGUCCAUCCUUCUCCCUUUGCUGCUUCUCUAUAAUGAUCCAUUUUUCCCGUUGUCGUUCCUGGUGAACAGCUGGUUUCCAGGGACAUUAGAUGCAUUCUUCCAGGCUCUGUUCCUGUGCGCCCUGCUGCUCUUCUGGCUCUGUGUUUAUCACGGCAUUAGAGUUCAGGGUGAGAGGAAAUGUUUAACGUUCUAUCUGCCUAAGCUGAUCAUCGUGGGUCUUCUUUGGCUGUCAGCAGUAACACUGGGCAUAUGGCAAACGGUAAACGAGCUCCAAGACCCUACCUAUCAGUAUAAAGUGGACAUAGCAAACUUUCAGGGCAUGAAGGUCUUCUUCUUGAUCAUCGUUGCCCUCUACAUCCUCUACCUGAUCUUCCUUGUUGUCCGAGCUUGUUCAGAACUUAAGAACAUGCCUUACUCAGAUCUCCGGCUCAGGUUUUUGACUGCGCUGACAUUUGUGGUCCUUGUAAUAAGCAUGGUCAUUCUUUACCUGAGGUUUGGUGCCAAGGCUCUCCAAAACAAUUUUGUUGCAGAACUGUCAACUCAUUACCAAAACUCUGCUGAAUUUCUGUCAUUCUAUGGCCUAUUAAACUUCUACUUGUACACAUUAGCAUUUGUGUACUCUCCCUCCAAAAAUGCCCUUUAUGACUCCCAGCUGAAAGAUAACCCAGCUUUCUCCAUGCUAAAUGACUCAGAUGAUGAAGUAAUUUAUGGGAGUGAUUACGAGGACAUGCCUUUACAAAACGGACGUGCAAUCAAAGCAGCUGCCAAGUACCAGGAUGACACUGACAGCGACUGAUGGGAUCUCAAACCUUUGUGACGUUCCCCUUUUUUGUCCCAACAUUUUACACAUUACCACAAACUACUGUGUCAUGUGUAUGUGUAAAUAAGGAGUAUUUACAUUGUUAAAGCAAAAUGAAAACAUGUAAGUGUACAUAAAUAUAUUUUUAAAAAGGAAAAUCUCCAUGUCUACUGAAUGUACUGUACUUUUACUCAAAGUCAAAGCAGGAAGCCACUUGCGUUUUUCUUUUUCUUGUUUUUGCUUUGACAUUUUCAUCAAGGGAAACAAACACUGAUGUAAACUUAUAAACUUUUCUUUUUUUUUUUUUUUUUUAAUCAGAUUAUGACCUUUUUCCCGUAUGACCAGCAUUGCUUUACAGCCUCAUGAUUACAGUGAACGGGAAAAGUGCUAAUAUUAAUUGAGAAAUUUUCUGGUGUGAAAUCAUUCUUUUUAAUGCUUUGUGUUGAACCCCUGUCGUCUCUCUAUACUUGCACUGGGUUGUUUUGCCAUUUCCUUAUGCUUUCUUUGACAGUCUGGGUUGAAUUAGACUGUUUAUAUCUGGCCAAAGCUGAGUGACAUCACAAUUUAGGUAGAAAGUAAGGAAAACCUCUGCAGCAUUGCACUCUUAUAUGUGGUACUUUGUGACUCUUCAGCUCUGCAUGAAUCAUGCAAAUGUAAAUAUAGAGGACUUCUGCUUAAGUUAACACCACUUGUCUCUUACCACUCAUCUUGCCUUUGAACGCAGCUCUGUAAUUGCACUGGCUUAAUAUUGUUAAUUAUUUGGUACUAUAUUGUAUUAUAUGACUACCUGGAUGGAUGGACUUUGAAGAAAUUUGUGAAUUUUACACAACUUUGUGUAUGUUGACUUCUAAAAAUCUUGAGACAUUUCUUAUUCCAGCAUAUUCAUUAGUUUUACCAUUUGCAAAACAUGUUUGCCUUAUGUAAGAUAUAAUGUUAUCAUUUUCUCAGUUGUAACUUCCCUCAUAUUGCCAACAGUGGGAGACUUGCUGCCCUCACAGCCAAAACAAAUACUCCUCUGUACAGAUACUGUAAUAUCUCAGUAUGUCAAAAUCUGCUCCUAAUCAAGACUGUGCCUUGUCUUUAUAACAGCCUUUUUCUUUUAAAAAGGGCAGCAUUCUCAAAUACGUAAACAUAAAUGUAUAUUGUGUGAAUGUAGCUGAUGAUCAUUUGAGGUGGUUAAAUGAGAUUGUUCUAGGUCGGGAUGUGUUAAAAGAUUUGCAAUUUCCAUUGCUUUAUGACAUAAAAGCUGUACAUGUUCCGUCAUGUCAUGUAAAUAAAGAAAAGUUUACACUG
This is a messenger RNA of Cheilinus undulatus (humphead wrasse), 2932 nucleotides long. RefSeq names its product transmembrane protein 181 (gene tmem181). Gene Ontology annotation, molecular function: toxic substance binding. Bases 62 to 1636 code for a protein of 524 amino acids. NCBI's taxonomy places the organism in Eukaryota, Metazoa, Chordata, Actinopteri, Labriformes, Labridae. The record is from RefSeq and is a predicted model, not a curated record. The transcript is spliced from 17 exons.